AUUGACACUCUUUGUAAUGCGACCACUAUGGAUACUGUCACAAAGCAGAAAGCUGUUGCCGGCAUUACUACGUGGACAGAGAACAAUGAGCUCAAAACCAAGUGUCUAUGUGACUCGACCAGAUGUUGAUGCCAGCGGUCUGGAAUUGCUGCGCAAGAGUUGCAAUGUGAGCACAUGGAAGGAAGCUCUGCCCGUACCCCGCGAAGUACUGCUGCGUGAGGUUGUUGGAAAGGACGCCCUUUACUGCGCUCUUACAGACAAGAUCGAUGUGGCGGUAUUGGAUGCUGCUGGCUCUCAGCUGAAAUGUGUGUCCACAAUCUCAGUGGGCUAUGAGCAUAUCGACGUGGAGGAGUGCAGGAAACGUGGAAUACGAGUGGGCUUCACCCCGGAUGUGCUGACCGACGCCACGGCGGAGUUGACGCUCGCCCUGCUGCUGGCCACCAAUCGCCGUCUCUUUGAGGCGAGUAAGCAGGUCUACAACGGUGGCUGGAAGUCUUGGGCGCCCAUGUGGAUGUGCGGCCAGGGGCUGAAGGGAUCGCGGGUGGGGCUCUUGGGCUUUGGACGCAUUGGUCAGGAGAUAGCUGCGCGAAUUUUCCCUUUCAAGCCAGCCGAGAUAACCUACACGACCCGCACGGCGCGACCGCAAGAGGCGGCAGCGGUAAACGGACGGCAUGUGGACUUUGACGAGAUGCUGCGAAACUCCGACUUUAUCGUGGCCUGCUGUGCUUUGACCCCGGAAACCAAGGAAAUCUUCAACGCAGAGGCAUUCAAUAAAAUGAAGCCCAAUUGCAUUUUUAUAAACACUGCGCGUGGUGGAGUCGUUGACCAGAAGGCUCUGCAUGAAGCACUUGCAUCCAAACGUAUCCUGGCUGCCGGAUUGGAUGUGACCACUCCAGAGCCCCUGCCUCUUGAUGAUCCGCUGCUCAAAUUGGAUAAUGUCGUCAUAUUGCCGCAUAUAGGAAGCGCCGAUAUCGAAACACGCAAGGAAAUGUCGCGUAUCACGGCGCGAAAUAUUCUAGCAGCUCUGACGGGAGCAAAAAUGGAAGCCGAAGUAUCAGUCUAAGUGAAAUAUUUGUCUUAUUCUUAUUAAAGUGAAGAAUCUUAUCUGAAUGCAAA
This is a messenger RNA of Drosophila guanche, 1116 nucleotides long. RefSeq names its product glyoxylate reductase/hydroxypyruvate reductase. Gene Ontology annotation, molecular function: glyoxylate reductase (NADPH) activity; hydroxypyruvate reductase (NADH) activity; NAD binding. NCBI's taxonomy places the organism in Eukaryota, Metazoa, Arthropoda, Insecta, Diptera, Drosophilidae. The transcript has 2 exons. Gene Ontology annotation, cellular component: cytosol. Bases 17 to 1063 code for a protein of 348 amino acids. The record is from RefSeq and is a predicted model, not a curated record.